Molecule: messenger RNA, 621 nt
Organism: Sinocyclocheilus rhinocerous
Lineage: Eukaryota; Metazoa; Chordata; Actinopteri; Cypriniformes; Cyprinidae
Product: endothelin-converting enzyme 2-like
Exons: 5
Coding region: 139-621 (160 amino acids)
Biological process (GO): protein processing
Cellular component (GO): plasma membrane
Molecular function (GO): metalloendopeptidase activity
Source: RefSeq, a predicted model, not a curated record
UCUAUGUUGUAAUACACAGAGGAGAGGACGUGCUGGUCGUUGGCAGUGGCACAGCAACCCAUCAUGCGCGCCGUCUUCUGAAAACGUUCAGCGGCGCGAGGGAUGGCUUAGUCGCGUGCGGAGCGCCGAUGCUGCACGAUGAGUGUAGCGCUGCAAGAUUUACGAAAUAACAUGUCUAAUUACAAGCGUGCGACGUUUGAGGAGGAGGACGGGUCAGACAUCCCUGCAGAUGGAGCCAUCUCUCCUGACAGUGUGGAGGUGGGAUUCCGUAAGGGUGGUAUUCAGCUGUUUGGUCCACUGGGCAGGAGGACUCAACUGGAAGUAGUGCUGGCCGGACUGCUUCUCGCUUCACUUCUAGCUCUGUUUGGCUGUGCGAUCACACUGGGAGUCCGCUAUAACAGAGAUCCCGCCCGUAGUAUCUGUCUAACAGAAGCAUGUGUAACUGUGGCCAGUAAGAUCGUGGAAGCUCUGGACCGCUCCACCGACCCAUGUCAGGAUUUUUACCAGUACGCCUGUGGAGGAUGGGUCCGCAAAAACCCCCUGCCAGAUGGUCGGUCCCGCUGGAGCACAUUUAACAGCAUCUGGGACCAGAACCUGCGAAUGGUCAAUUGGGUGAAUUGA